GCGCUGCGGCGGAGGCGGAGGUGCUCUGGCUGUCCUUCAGGCCGGCAGGCGAAGGUAGCCCGGUGCCGGGGCGGGUGCCGGGCGGGCUCCGCGGGACGGGACCGGUGUGCGGCGCUCGGUAUCUGAAGAAAUAGCCUGAAGAUGAACUUCUUCCUGGAAACAUUACAAUUCAUUGUACUUCUUGUUUACUACUCACUGGAGUCACUGGUGUUCUUGGUUGUUCCUGGACGGAAGAAGAAUGUUAGUGGUGAAAUUGUAUUAAUAACAGGAGCAGGAAGUGGCAUUGGAAGACUCUUAGCGGUGAAGUUUGCCAACCUUGGAGCCACGGUGGUCCUCUGGGAUAUUAAUCAAGAGGGACUCAAUGGCACAGUUAGACUGGCCAGAGAAAGUGGAGCAGGAAGAGUACACUCUUAUGUCUGCGACUGUAGCAAAAGACAGGAAAUCUACAGAGUAGCUGACCAGGUUAAAAAAGAAGUUGGCGAUGUCAGCAUCCUAAUCAACAAUGCUGGUAUUGUAAUUGGGAAGAGAUUUCUUGAUUCUCCUGAUUCACUUGUAGAAAAAACCAUGGAAGUGAACAUAAUGGCACACUUCUGGACUUACAAAGCCUUCCUCCCAGCAAUGGUUGCCGCUAACCAUGGACACUUGGUUAGCAUAGCAAGCUGUGCAGGACUGUGUGGAACCAGUAAGAUGUCAGAUUACUGUGCAAGUAAAUUUGCAGCAGUUGGUUUUGCAGAGUCAAUUGAUAUGGAGAUGAGAGCUCUGAGAAAGACUGGUGUUAAAACCACAAUUGUGUGUCCUUUCGUCAUAAACACGGGAAUGUUUGAUGGUGUUAAAUCCAAGUGGCCACAUGUGCUUCCUAUUCUGGAUCCAGAGUAUGUGGCUGAGAGAAUAAUCAGUGCUGUUCGUCAGAACCAAGAAAUGUUGUUUAUACCACGCAUAGCUUAUGUUUUAUAUUUUUUGAGAAGCUUCCUACCAGUGAAAGCAGGUGCUCUCCUAUUACAAUACUUUGGAAACCUUGAUAUCAUGAAUACCUUCAAAGGUCGACCAAAGAAGGAGUGAAAAAGCACAGAAUUCAGAGACCAGCAGCUCUAAAGUGGAUGUUGUUAAAGGUGGUGGUGGGAAAAGUUAGCUUCACUAGCAGCUGUGAGCUUUAGGUGCUUGAUUUCUCAAUAGUAACAAGAUUUUUAAGAGUUGCUUUUUAACUGUCUUUUAAUCAACAGCUUUCAUCUGAACUAUUGUAUUUAGUCCUGCGACUUCUUCUCUUUUCACCUCAUUAUGAAAAUGCAUUAAUUGAAUUUAGUUGCUUUGGUUUAUAAUGCCUUAAAUGGGAUCCUGCAUCACAAACCAGUAAUUGGCAGCUUUGGGGGGAAGAAAAGACCGAGAAACUACAUGUAUUUAGCAGGUAGCCAGAAAAGCCUGUAGUGGAUCUGACUUCUUGCUGCCAUUCAAUGAACCAUGAAGUUGGGCUGUACUGCUGGUGCCACUACCAUUCCCUGGUAAGCUGAGGUAAUUCAAGAAUUACCUCAAACAACAGAUUCUGACUCUUACAAAUGAAAGUUUUGUGAGUUAAAAAUAUACACUCUGUUGGCGAAAGAAAAAAUUACAUUUAUUAAUUUUUGGAAGUGUGAUCUCUCAACUCACAGCUGACAAUGGAUGUUGGGGCAGGGACAGGGAAGGAUAUGUAAAUUAAGCAUUUGUGCUGCUAAUCUACUUUGUGCCUAAGUAAUUUUAAAAGCUAAUACUAUGGCUGCAACUUUGUAACAGAAGUCUUUAUAUCUUUCAUGUACAGUAUUUUAAGAACCAUUUUAAAUUGUCAUCUCCUAAGAAGAAUAAACUUGUAUUUAUAAAGCAUGA
This is a messenger RNA of Lonchura striata (white-rumped munia), 1854 nucleotides long. RefSeq names its product short chain dehydrogenase/reductase family 16C member 5 (gene SDR16C5). Gene Ontology annotation, cellular component: lipid droplet. Gene Ontology annotation, molecular function: oxidoreductase activity, acting on the CH-OH group of donors, NAD or NADP as acceptor. Lineage: Eukaryota; Metazoa; Chordata; Aves; Passeriformes; Estrildidae. The record is from RefSeq and is a predicted model, not a curated record.